Penaeus indicus is the source of this 495-nucleotide messenger RNA. RefSeq lists its product as uncharacterized. The record is from RefSeq and is a predicted model, not a curated record. The transcript is spliced from 5 exons. The coding region runs from base 1 to 495 and encodes 164 amino acids. Lineage: Eukaryota; Metazoa; Arthropoda; Malacostraca; Decapoda; Penaeidae.
AUGGCACCGGCAGGUUGUCUUCAGUACAUCAAAGGCAAGACGGGGGAGAUACAGAGCUUUAAUUACGAAGAUAAGCCAACAGAUGCUAAACAACCUAAUGGAAAUACAGGAACUCGCCACCUGCAGGAGGACUACAGCAUCUGCGUCCGCCAAGAACCGGGCUACUGCAGCAUCAAAUGGACAGCCGCGGAGGGCGAGACUCACGCCUUCACUCUCACUGGGGACUUGGUCGGCGUCCCGGGCAUCCUUCCGCCCAUCUUCGGAUCUGCCAUCAACAACCUGUGCCCCUUCACGGACCACCUGGUGAUCGCUGGCGGCACGGCGGUCGCGGGCGGCGCCGAAACCCCCGCCAGCAUUUUCUGCGGAUCUGAGUUCCCGGAUGAAGUCGUCAGCGAUAGUUUCAGGGUGGACGUGGUGACCAAUGGACAGGAAGGCGACGACAGCGACUUCGACAACAGGGGCUUCCAUCUCGAGUACGAGCAAGUUAAAUGCUGA